CAUCUCCCUCCCCAUCAAGCCUCACGCACCACAACAUCCAUCGAUCCAGCGAUCAUCCAUCCUCACGCACACACACGAGGCAGGCAGAGAGAGAGAGCUAGGAGCAGAGAUGGUGAAGAUUCCGAGCCCGAGGAGGCUGUUCAGGAGCCGGUCCAAGCGCACGGCGGGCGGCAUCGGCGGGGUGGACAUGUGCGCCAUGGUGGCCGAGCACGAGCGGAUCGAGUGGGAGGUGCGGCCCGGCGGGAUGCUGGUGCAGAAGCGCCGGGGGCCGGACGACGACGACGUGGUCGAGGCCAUCCUGGUGAAGGUCUGCACCGCCGGCGGCGCGUGGCAGCACGACGUCUCCAUCGACGCCACCGCCACCUUCGGCGACCUCAAGGUGCUGCUGUCGCUGGCCACCGGGCUCUGGCCCAGGGAGCAGCGGCUGCUGUACCGGGGCCGGGAGCGGGACGACGAAGACCACCUGCACAUGGCCGGCGUCCAGGACAAGGACAAGGUGCUCCUCCUGGAGGACCCGGCCUUCACCGAGAGGAAGCUAAGGUCCACCACCCUCGCGCAGCUCAUGGGGGUGCCAUGCCAUUCGUUCAUCCAAGUCUAGUAUAGAACAGAUGAGCAUCUCGCGGUUUGUUUGGGCGACGAUCUGCUAGGUGUGUUAACUGAGUGUUAGCAGCGCUCAUUUCUUUCUUCAGAGUUUUUCUUGGGGGUUUAAUUCAGGGCUUGGAUUCGGCCGGUUGAAUCAAAACAUGUGUAUCGUUAGGACUUAGGAUACAAAAAAUACAGUACAGUACAUGUUGUAAAUAAAUUACUCUAAUUUGUAUAAGGAGUUCGCAAUGACAAUGACUAAGUUGUGUA
Molecule: messenger RNA, 852 nt
Organism: Triticum dicoccoides
Lineage: Eukaryota; Viridiplantae; Streptophyta; Magnoliopsida; Poales; Poaceae
Product: BAG family molecular chaperone regulator 4-like
Exons: 1
Coding region: 110-598 (162 amino acids)
Molecular function (GO): protein binding
Source: RefSeq, a predicted model, not a curated record